Paramecium sonneborni is the source of this 192-nucleotide messenger RNA. Lineage: Eukaryota; Ciliophora; Oligohymenophorea; Peniculida; Parameciidae. The record is from the annotation of a GenBank genome assembly.
CAUGGAUAAAAUAAACAAUUUGGUACUAGUGCCAUCAAUAUAAGGAAAAAAAUGCAUCACUAGAUAUGCUAUGACAUAAAAUAUAAAAUAAGAGAGAUAGUUAAAAAAGGUUGGAGAAUAUUAAAAAAGAAAAGAAAAGAAAGAUAGACAGAUGAACUGAUUCUGAAUUUUUUAUUAAAAUAUUAUUAAGGG